UUCCAGCGGCAGACGUCAAAAAGUACUAGCUGUUUAGAUUGAGUUUUUGCUUGUCUUAAUGACUCGUCGAUUGUGAGGCCGAUUCACAAGUAAUCAAGCUCGCCGUUAGCGCCCAAUCAGCCAGCGUUCGAUGAGCCGAAAAUCAAUGAGCAAAAAAUCAAUGAGGCAGAUCGCGUGUCUUUGAAGCAAUUAGGUAAACAAACAGCGGCGUUAGAUUCAGUCUCCUGUCGGCACUUACUGGGCGUCAGGCUACAGGACAGGUCACUUACGGCGUGAGGCUACAGGACAGGUCACUUACGGCGUGAGGCUACAGGACAGGUCACUUACGGCGUGAGGCUACAGGACAGGUCACUUACAGCGUCAGGCUACAGGACAGGUCACUUACGGCGUGAGGCUACAGGACAGGUCACUUACAGCGUCAGGCUACAGGACAGGUCACUUGUAGCUGUUGGCACAUUUCUUGUCUAAAAGUUCAAGCCAUCCAAUUAACCUGAGCAAUGUCGGUCAUACUUUUGUCUGGGAGGAAGAAAGCAAUUGCUGAGAAGAAAAAAGUUAUUCGGAAAGUUGGGAAGAUUGCUGAGGGGAAGGAACCCGCUGUUACUGCAUUAUGGAAGGUGACGACAGGGGGACGGAAAGUGACCAUCUCAUUUUCUCGCGACAACAUGAACGUGUACGUGGACAACAAUCCAAUCGAGUGUACGGCUUACAUCACGGACAGCGGGUAUGACCUUGACCUUUUAUUCAACUUGGGCGAGAAUAAAGGUCACAUCUACAGUGACGUGGAGGGCACAGAAAUGACCAACUAUCUGUUCUUUGACGAUCAGUUGGUAGCACAGGAGAAACAGACCAACUUGAAGUCAGGUCAUCGCCCUGAUGAGGCAGAUUAAUCUGUUGUGUAGAGUGUAGCAACAAGCAGUCAAAAAUUGAUGACCUCUGUGCUGAGUGCGUUUGUGUCUUGUAUGGCUAGUCUAGUCACAUUUUUUAACUGCUAGAUUAAAUUAUUGAUUUGUAGCAUAGUGAAAAAUUGUAUUAUAAAAGAUAAUUGUAUACAUCAUGGUGAUUGAUUCAUACUAGUGUAAGCAUUAGGUUUCUAAUUUUCUAGGGGUUCAAUUGUAACUAUUUUAAUUCAUUAUUUAUAGAUAUACAUUUCUACUUUUAAUUAAAGAAAUAAUUGUCCUGUAUUAGUCCAUGCAUAUAAUUUGUCUGAUAUUCAAUAUGUUGUUGUAUUAGAUUUUUAAAAAUAAUGAUAAACUUUAGUUACCAAUAUAGAUCUUUUGUAUAAAUAAAAAAAAAAGGUACUGAAAAGAAUUUUUUUAUAAAAUCAAUAAAUGUAUGAAACAACACAGUACACAAGAAGUGACUUUAUUGAAUGUUUAUCACAUGAUUGUAAAACUAGUAUUGCACAUAUUUUGUAAAGUUGUUCUUUUGAUAAUAAGUUCAACUUUUAAACUUUAAAUUAAAAUUAAAAAUAUGUAAAACUAACACAAAAUACAUUAAAUAUUUGAGCAGUUUUGUAAAAUUAGAGAAAAUGUAAUAAAAUACUAUUUCACAAUAUAUUUCC
This is a messenger RNA of Physella acuta, 1561 nucleotides long. RefSeq lists its product as uncharacterized. NCBI's taxonomy places the organism in Eukaryota, Metazoa, Mollusca, Gastropoda, Physidae. Gene Ontology annotation, biological process: negative regulation of apoptotic process. The record is from RefSeq and is a predicted model, not a curated record.